GCGGGCCCGGAAGCGGAAGCGCGGUUGCCGUGACAGCGGGUCCGAGCCGCCAUGGAGGCCGCGGCCGCGCUCACCGACAUGUACGACCAGGCGCUGCUGGGGAUCCUGCAGCACGUCGGCAACGUGGAGGAGUUUCUCCGCGUCCUCUUCGGCUUCCUCUACCGCAAGACCGAUUUCUACCGCCUCCUCCUGCGGCCCGGGGACCGCCUGGGCUUCCCGCCCGGCGCGGCGCAGGCCAUGGCGCUGCAGGCCUUCAAAGUCUUUGAGCGAAUGGCCCGGCAGGAUGACGAAAAGCGGCGCCGAGAGCUGGAAGCCAAGCUGAGGAAGAAGGAGGAGGAGGAGGAAGCCGCCGUGGCGGUGCAGCUGUCCCCCGCGGUGCAGGAGGUGGAGGUGGAGACGUCAGCAGAGCCUGUCCUGGCACCCGAUGCCGCGGGGGCGCCAGAGUCGGUGACUGUAGCCCAGGACACAGCCCCCAGCCCUGUGGAGCCCCCCGGGGCCGCUGCCCCGGCAGAACCGCAGCCGGCAGCGCUGCCCACGAGACAAGAGCAGUUCCAGACAGACCCUGACAGCUACAACGGAGCCGUGCGAGAGAAUUACGCCUGGUCCCAAGACUACAGCGACCUGGAGAUUAAAGUGCCCGUGCCCAAGCACAUCCUUAAAGGCAAACAGGUGUCUGUGGAUAUCAGCAGCGGCGCGAUUCGCGUGGCGGUGCUGGAGGGGAGCAGCCAGCGCGUCCUCAUGGAGGGGAAACUCACCCACAAGAUCAACACGGAGAGUUCCCUCUGGAGCCUGGAGCCCGGCAAGUGCGUUUUGAUCAACCUGAACAAGGGGGAUGAGUACUGGUGGAACGCCAUCCUGGAGGGCGAGGAGCAGAUCGACAUCGACAAGAUCAACAAGGAGCGUUCCAUGGCCACGGUGGACGAGGAGGAACACGCCGUGCUGGACCGGCUCACCUUCGACUACCACCAGAAGCUGCAGGGCAAGCCCCAGAGCCACGAGCUGAAGGUGCACGAGAUGCUGAAGAAGGGCUGGGACACCGAGGGCUCCCCCUUCCGCGGCCAGAAGUUCGACCCCUCCAUGUUCAACAUCUCCCCGGGCGCCGUCCAGUUCUGACAGCGGCCAAAAUAACAAUAAACCAGCCAAAAAUGUAAAAAAAAAACCACAAAAAUCAAAGCGGGGAGAGGAGAAACCCACCCGGGACCCCCCCAGCGCCUGUCACCCGCUGCCAGCACCGUGUCACCGCGGUGCCGAGCGGGGAAACCUGGCGAAUGCAGCUUUUCCGUCCCAUCACCACGGCAACCCGGGGACCCUGCUCCUGCUCGGCUGGAACAGCCGCGGCUCGUUGGGUGACGCGACCAUCGUUUCUGGUGCCUCAGGAUGGUUAUUUGUGGGGGUUUCUGGGGGUGCGGAUCCCAGGAUGUUUAUUUUUGGGGGGAUUUGGGGUGCAGAUCCCGCCCCAGCACAGGGCAGCUUUGGGUGACGCCGUGAGGAUGGGGGGCCAUGGGAGGGAUGUUGUGCCCUGCCUGCCACGCACCCCCAAAUUCCCCAGGCCCCCAUCCAGCACCAUGGGGGGGUUCUCACAGUUCACCCCAUCGCCGGGGGGGGUCGGGGUGUGCAGGAGCCCCCGGGGUUUGCUCCUCAUUUCCUCCGGGGACUGACGGGGCUGUCACAACACCAUGGGCUGGGGGAUCCCUGGCACGGCCGCCAGCCCCCCCGUACCCAAAACAUCUGGGUUUCCCUUACACAGCACUUUGGGGUCUGGGAGGGAGGACAUGGAGGCCCCCCAGGCCCAGUUUCCCACUGGGGUGCACAGGGGGGGUCCCCAGCUGUCACCUUCCCCGUCCCCCCCCUUCCCCUUGGUUUGCAAUAAACACGUUUCUGGAG
Columba livia (rock pigeon) is the source of this 1884-nucleotide messenger RNA. RefSeq names its product NudC domain containing 3 (gene NUDCD3). The transcript is spliced from 6 exons. NCBI's taxonomy places the organism in Eukaryota, Metazoa, Chordata, Aves, Columbiformes, Columbidae. The record is from RefSeq and is a predicted model, not a curated record. Gene Ontology annotation, cellular component: cytoplasm. The coding region runs from base 52 to 1113 and encodes 353 amino acids. Gene Ontology annotation, biological process: protein folding.